This is a messenger RNA of Myripristis murdjan (pinecone soldierfish), 4315 nucleotides long. RefSeq names its product eph receptor B2b (gene ephb2b). The record is from RefSeq and is a predicted model, not a curated record. The transcript is spliced from 16 exons. Gene Ontology annotation, molecular function: ATP binding; transmembrane-ephrin receptor activity; protein binding. Gene Ontology annotation, biological process: axon guidance; protein phosphorylation; ephrin receptor signaling pathway. Lineage: Eukaryota; Metazoa; Chordata; Actinopteri; Holocentriformes; Holocentridae. Gene Ontology annotation, cellular component: dendrite; plasma membrane. The coding region runs from base 99 to 3068 and encodes 989 amino acids.
CCGGAGGUGAAGGCUCGCCUGUCUCCUCUCUGCAUUUGUUGUCAAUGGCUUUCAGGACGUAUUUUAUUUGAAUGUCUGGGCCUUUAAAGUGACCAAUAAUGGAUAUUCUAUGGAUAUUAUGGACAAUACCGGCCGUGAUAGCUGUUGAAGAGACACUCAUGGACUCCACCACAGCCACAGCUGAGCUGGGCUGGACAGUCUACCCCGUGUCAGGCUCCAGCGACAACAGCUGGGAGGAGGUGAGUGGUUACGAUGAAAACAUGAACACCAUCCGCACUUACCAGGUCUGCAAUGUUUUCGACACCAAUCAGAAUAACUGGGUCCGGACAAAGUACAUCCGGCGUCGCGGUGCCCAGCGGAUCCAUGUGGAGAUGAAGUUCUCAGUAAGGGACUGCAGUAGCAUCCCCAAUGUGCCGGGCUCAUGUAAAGAGACAUUUAACCUGUAUUACUAUGAAUCAGACGCUGACACAGCCACCAGAACCUCCCCAGCUUGGAUGGAGAACCCCUGGAUCAAGGUGGACACCAUCGCGGCGGAUGAGAGUUUCUCCCAGGUGGACCUGGGGGGCAGGGUGAUGAAGAUCAACACAGAGGUGCGGAGCUUCGGCCCGGUGUCACGUAGUGGCUUCUAUUUGGCUUUCCAAGACUAUGGCGGCUGCAUGUCCCUCAUAGCUGUGCGUGUCUUCUACCGGAAAUGUCCCCGCAUCAUCACCAAUGGGGCAUUAUUCCAGGAGACACUAUCGGGGGCAGAGAGCACCUCCCUGGUGGCAGCCAGAGGAGUUUGUAUCCCUAAUGCUGAGGAGGUGGAUGUGCCCAUCAAGCUGUACUGUAAUGGGGACGGAGAAUGGAUGGUACCGAUCGGGCGAUGUAUGUGCAAGGCAGGGAAUGAAGCUGUGGACAACGGGACUGUGUGUAGAGCUUGUCCAUCAGGCUUCUUCAAGCCAACUCAAGGCGAUGAGCCCUGUAUGCAGUGUCCCAUCAACAGCCGCACCACCAGUGAAGGUGCCAUCAAUUGUGUUUGCCGCAGCGGUUACUAUCGCACCGACUCCGACCCCCUCCAGAUGCCAUGCACAACGGUUCCGUCAGCUCCGCAGAAUGUUAUUUCCAGCGUGAACGAAACCUCCUUGAUGCUGGAGUGGACGCCUCCGCGGGACUCGGGGGGCCGUGAGGAUGUCGUCUUCAACAUCAUCUGCAAAAGCUGUGGCGGGGGCCGAGGAGGCUGCACCCGCUGUGGGGACAAUGUGCAGUUUGUGCCCCGUCAGCUGGGCCUAACUGAAUCCCGGGUCUACAUUAGCGACCUGUUAGCCCAUACGCAGUACACCUUUGAGGUGCAGGCUGUUAACGGGGUGUCAGAUCAGAGCCCCUACUCCCCUCAGUAUGCCUCGGUCAACAUCACCACUAACCAGGCCGCUCCAUCCACAGUGUCCAUAAUGCACCAGGUCAGUCGUACUGUGGACACCAUCACCCUCUCCUGGUCCCAGCCUGACCAGCCCAAUGGAGUCAUCCUGGACUAUGAGCUGCAGUACUAUGAAAAGGACCAAUCAGAAUACAACUCUACCACCAUCAGGAGCCAGACAAACACAGUGGUCAUCCGUGGCCUCAAGCCAGGAAGCAUCUAUGUGUUCCAGGUCCGAGCCCGCACCGUGGCUGGGUUUGGACGCUACAGUGGCAAGCUGUACUUUCAGACCAUGACUGAGGAGGAGUACAACACCAGCAUUCAGGAGAAGCUACCACUCAUAAUCGGCUCUGCAGCUGCUGGCCUGGUCUUCCUCAUCGCUGUGGUUGUCAUCAUCAUUGUCUGUAACCGGAGGCGUGGCUUUGACAGGGCCGAUUCGGAGUACACAGACAAGCUGCAGCACUACACCAGUGGCCACAUGACUCCAGGAAUGAAGAUUUACAUUGAUCCGUUCACAUAUGAGGACCCCAAUGAAGCUGUGAGGGAAUUUGCCAAGGAAAUUGAUAUAUCUUGCGUGAAGAUUGAGCAGGUCAUUGGUGCAGGAGAGUUUGGGGAAGUUUGCAGUGGCAACCUGAAGCUCCCAGGCAAAAGGGAGAUGUUUGUGGCCAUAAAAACUCUUAAGUCUGGCUACACAGAGAAGCAAAGGCGGGACUUCCUUAGUGAGGCCAGCAUUAUGGGCCAGUUUGACCAUCCUAACGUCAUUCAUCUGGAGGGCGUAGUCACCAAGAGCAGUCCUGUCAUGAUCAUCACUGAGUUCAUGGAGAAUGGAUCCUUGGACUCUUUCCUAAGACAAAACGAUGGGCAGUUCACUGUGAUCCAGCUCGUCGGCAUGUUACGCGGCAUCGCCUCAGGCAUGAAAUACCUUUCCGACAUGAACUAUGUCCACCGCGACUUGGCCGCCCGCAACAUCCUGGUCAACAGCAACCUGGUGUGCAAGGUGUCAGACUUCGGGCUGUCACGCUUCCUGGAGGAUGACACAUCGGACCCCACCUAUACCAGUGCCCUGGGAGGGAAGAUCCCUAUCCGAUGGACUGCCCCCGAAGCUAUCCAGUACAGGAAGUUCACCUCUGCCAGUGAUGUGUGGAGCUAUGGCAUUGUCAUGUGGGAAGUCAUGUCCUACGGAGAAAGGCCUUACUGGGACAUGACCAAUCAAGAUGUCAUCAACGCCAUAGAGCAGGACUAUCGGCUGCCCCCGCCCAUGGACUGCCCAAGUGCCCUGCACCAGCUCAUGUUGGACUGCUGGCAGAAGGACCGCAACAACCGGCCCAAGUUCAGCCAGAUCGUCAACAACCUAGACAAGAUGAUCCGCAAUCCCAACACCCUAAAGGCCAUGACCCCAUUAUCUUCAGGUGUUCAUCUCCCUCUCCUGGACCGCAGCAUCCCAGACUUCUCCAGCUUCAGCACCGUGGACGAGUGGCUGGAUGCCAUCAAGAUGGGCCAGUACAAAGACAACUUUGCCAACGCAGACUUUACCACUUUUGAUGUGGUGUCCCAGAUGACCAUGGAUGACAUCCUGAGGGUGGGUGUGACAUUAGCAGGCCAUCAAAAGAAGAUCCUCAACAGCGUCCAGAUGAUGCGGGCACAGAUGAACCAGAUCCAGUCAGUGGAGGUUUGACCUUCCUGAGUGGAGCAGAGGGAAAAGGGCGGCUGGGAUGCAGGGCUCUUGGUGCGGAGGAUGGAGUGGAUGUUUUUUUUCUUUUUCUUUUUUCUUUUUUUUUUUUCUUGUUCUUUUUGUGUGACCGUGUAUCUGGACUUCUCACCAGACCACCGUUCAUCCCUAGUCCCUCUUUCCACUCCUCUCUCCUCCUUUUUCCCUUCACCCUAAGUCUCCCUUCAUCCUUGGGAACAGCUCUGGAGAGUUGUGGGAAGUAGGUCCAUGUGAUGAAGCAUCAGAGGGCCCACAACCAGACCGCCUUGGAACCCGGAGCACGGAAGGUUAGAACUGACCAGCAACACAUUUUUCAAUCUUCCACCAACUUUCAUUUGAUGUUGAACGUUUAUUUUUUGGGUUUGUUUGUUUGUUUUGGAAAUUUUGUAAAGAAUUUUUUAAAGAAAAAAAAAUAGAAAAACUGAGAAAAGGCAAGGAGUCUAUCUAAAUUUAUAGAUGAUAUAAGGUUGUACACUAGACGAACUGAGUAGGAAAGCUACCCUUUAAAAGGGCAAAAAAAGAAAACAAGGAAAAGUUGUGGAGACAAGACUAUACUCUAGGAGGCGUGGAUAUCUUCUUCGUCGUUUUCAUUUGGGACAUCUUGAGGAAACACAAUUCUCCGUUGCCUGGUUAAAGGCAAACCGCAGAGGAGAUUGAGGGACCUGACUUGCACUCCCAACCAUUUCCCGAGGAGGAAAAAAAAAAAAAUUAAAACCAUGAAAUGGACAACUUUUGGCAUAGACUGAUGCCAUAAACAAAUUCAUUGAGACUGGUGACUUACAAAUUGAAAUCAACACAUGAAAAAAAUCUUUUGUUCUCAUAGCAAGUAAUUUUCUAUAUUGUGUGAAAUUUUGUGAUGAAGAUUCCCUCUCACCAUGCUUCCUUUCACUAUAGAAAAAUGGAAAUUUCCGUCUUCUUUCCUCAGUGAAAUCUUCGCAGCCUGCCAAAUGGAACUCUUUCCCUUUGCAUCCCAGUCUUGAACCUGUACAUAUCAGAUGCACCUGACAUGCCAUAACACGAAGACUCAAGUUAUUAUAACCCUGCCUGAUCAAUUCGUAAGCAAAUGAAUUGACAAAAGGGGUUGACUACAGGGAGGAUUUAAAUUGUUGCCACCGUCAAUUUAUUUCCUUAUUUUGCAAAAGUUCGUGGUGAAGAAUAAAUGUAAAAAAAAAAAAAAAAAAACAAACAAACAGUGAACAUACUUUCUGCAUAGA